CCUUAAUGGGCCUGCAGACUUUGAAAAGCGAGUGGAGGGUGGUGGGCGGCCGCGUGCGCCCCUGGUCAGUGCCCUCCUGACAGCACCCGAGUUCCUUAUUUACACUGGCUGCAUGGUUUGUGUGUUUCUGUUUUGUUUCCCUCCCCCUGCAGGGGCUGUUUGCGGGGUGGGGUGGGGGGUUCGCUAUGUCGGAUGACGAUUCGAGGGCCAGCACCAGCUCCUCCUCAUCUUCGUCUUCCAACCAGCAAACCGAGAAAGAAACAAACACCCCCAAGAAGAAGGAGAGUAAAGUCAGCAUGAGCAAAAACUCCAAACUCCUCUCCACCAGCGCCAAGAGAAUUCAGAAGGAGCUGGCGGACAUCACUUUAGAUCCUCCACCUAACUGCAGUGCUGGUCCCAAAGGUGAUAACAUCUAUGAAUGGAGAUCAACCAUUCUAGGGCCUCCAGGAUCCGUGUAUGAGGGUGGUGUAUUCUUUCUCGAUAUCACUUUUACACCAGAAUAUCCCUUCAAGCCUCCAAAGGCCUCAGUUUUCUUUCUAGGAGAGGUUACAUUUCGGACAAGAAUCUAUCAUUGUAAUAUUAACAGUCAAGGUGUUAUUUGCUUGGACAUAUUGAAAGAUAAUUGGAGUCCAGCACUAACCAUUUCUAAAGUCCUCCUUUCUAUCUGCUCACUUCUUACAGACUGUAAUCCUGCCGACCCCUUGGUGGGAAGUAUUGCCACUCAGUAUAUGACCAACAGAGCAGAACAUGACAGAAUGGCCAGACAGUGGACCAAGAGAUACGCUACAUAAACUGGGUUUUCACAAUUCUUACAUUAUUUGUCACAGAAGAGAGCUGCUUAUGAUUCUGAAGGGGUCAGGGAGGGUGGGAGUUGGUAAAGAGUAGGUAUUUCUAUAACAGAUAUUAUUCAGUCUUAUUUCCUAAGAUUUUGUUGUAACUUAAGGUAUCUUGCUACAGUAGACAGAAUUGGUAAUAGCAACUUUUAAAAUUGUCAUUAGUUCUGCAAUAUUAGCUGAAAUGUAGUACAGAAAAGAAUGUACAUUUAGACAUUUGGGUUCAGUUGCUUGUAGUCUGUAAAUUUAAAACAGCUUAAUUUUGUACAGGUUACACAUAUGGCCAUUUAUGUAAAGUCCCUCUAAGACUACAUACUUUUUGUUUAAAACAAAAUUGGAAUUUGUUUUCCCUUCUUGGAAGGGAACAUUGGUAUUUAACAGAAUUUUUAGAGACUGUCAUCUCAUAUAUAUAAAAUGGACACGUGGCUGUAAAACACCAUAUAGGAGAUGAGUAAUGUGUUUUAUUUUAUAUGCCAAUCUACUUUGUUUAAAAAAGGUUUAAAUCAGGACUUGUGAAAACCUGUAGUGAAAUACCUUAAGCUGUUAACUGUAAGGCGUGGAAUAGGAGUUGCUCAGUGGAUUGGUUAUAUGUUGUGGACUACUUAAGUCUGCAUUUGUUACUGUGCUAAUAAACAAUAUUAAAAACCGCCUAAUA
Mandrillus leucophaeus (drill) is the source of this 1488-nucleotide messenger RNA. It is a transcript of the gene UBE2E1, whose product is annotated as ubiquitin-conjugating enzyme E2E 1. The record is from RefSeq and is a predicted model, not a curated record. Gene Ontology annotation, molecular function: ubiquitin conjugating enzyme activity. NCBI's taxonomy places the organism in Eukaryota, Metazoa, Chordata, Mammalia, Primates, Cercopithecidae. Gene Ontology annotation, biological process: protein polyubiquitination. Gene Ontology annotation, cellular component: nucleus. The transcript is spliced from 6 exons. Bases 186 to 791 code for a protein of 201 amino acids.